AGCACGAGUGCAGGUUUACUGUAUAUCAGAACUGCUGUAACUGAAUUACAAAUUGAAGAAGUGUGUGUAUAAUAAUGUGUAUAUAUUGUCGCAGUUACCUGUGAAUUCGAUUACCAGGAAUUUCAUCAAGUAUAUUGACGUUUUAUGAUUUAAAGUUUUACAAUUACAAAAAUGGUCCACAGUGACUUUUAUUUUGACAAAACAUCUGAGCGAAGCCCCCCGGAAACGACAUCAGCCUCCACUAGCAACAGUGUCAAAGCGUUAUACCGUUUCAGACAGAAAAUCAAAACAACACACGACAGUCUUAUUUCACCAACGACGAACGAAAUAAUCGCCGUAUUCUAAACUUGUACUGCAACGGAACCUUGGUUUUCCACGGGACCUACGGGCGGCCCAAACACAGAGGAACGCGAAUGAUGGCGAAUUACCGGGCGUUUCACAGCCAGCUCGCGACCAUCAUGGAGACGCUGACUCGUGCGGCGGUGGCAGAGAUCUGCGAGCUCGUUGACGACGGUUACGCGGUUUUACACAUCGAGAUCUCACGCCACCAGAAAGAGAACGAGGAGCUCCGAAGGAAACUGCAGCUCAUAGAGUCCAUCGUCGCGGAGCGGGGGUACAGCGAGGAGACACCCGUGGCGCGCGACGGUCGGUGUGAUGGUAACCUGAGUAACGUUACUCGCGAGUCGCUAGUGGGCAGAAAAACGCAAGAAGACGAAGAGUCCACCAGCCGACGUACAAUGUUAGAGAUGCGUGAGCUUCGCGAGGAGGGAGAGUUGAUCCAAAUGCAGAUCAAAGAGGAAGGUCUCGAGCAGCCGCCGCUGGGAGAUGAUGACGACGAUGAGGACGAAGGUGAAAGUGUUUCUGCAGUAACUCACGACUCUCCGAAACCAGAUGUUGCCGAACUCUCGGGGCAGGAAUCUCACACACACUCACACUCCCCUGAUCAUGACACGCACUCUCACACACUCACGUUUGCAGACACACACUCCGGCGCUGAUGAGUCCCAGCACUCCAGCGUCGACUUGGCUGCUUCAGAUAAUGCUUCCUUCUCCCUCGCACAAACCUCGUCAGAUACCCGCGCUUCCCAAGUCCCUCGAGUGUUUCAGGAAGACUUGUGCUUGAAGGCUGAUAUGGAUCUGGUAUCCGACUGGGCCACACACUCUGUCCGUGACACACUCACACACUUGCAGAGCUCUCCACAGAGGGUUGGCGGGUCUGACUCUCUCGUAUCCCAUAAUUCUCCCUUGUUUGCAGCACAGCGGCUCGUUGCUCUGGGUAACGUCUCAGGACUGGGUCUGUAUGGCCGGAUGGGCGCUUUACGGACAAGUGGAGCCGGCAAGCGACACUUCAUCUGUUCGAUCUGUGGCAAGAGUUUCACAACGUCGCAGAGUUUGGACACACACAUGCGCAUUCACACUGGAGAACGACCGUACCGCUGUGAGCAGUGCGGGAAACGCUUCACACAGUCCGGACACCUCACGGCUCACCAGACUGUCCACACCGGAGAAAGACCAUACGAAUGCACCCGCUGUGGAAAACGAUUCGCAGGGAAACAGUACCUCCGCAUACACACCAAGAAACACCAUCCUGACUUGCAUGCACUUUCCCAUAUACAGACUCACACACUGCAGGACACGCUUCCAUGAAAGAUGCACAGGCUCACAACAGAGAAUGAAGGACACCAUUUUUGAUGUUUGUUUAAUAUAUUUUAUAUAUUCUGUUCCAAGUGUAUUUUUGCAGUGUUCCGGCACUUAUUUUAACAGGUAAUUUUGCAGAAACUAAAGCAGUGAAAUGCAUUCUGUAUACAUACUGCAGGGAGACCAUGUGAAAACCAACAUUAGAAAGCUGGAUUGAGCACAUUCAGAUUCUGAGACCUUCAAUAUGAAAUACUCCGUUUCACCUGAAUAGCAAAUGUACAGGAAAAUGUGUUGUUUGAGGAGUUUGUUAUGAUCUAAAUUAGAUAUAAUUAUAGAUUCUAAAUUUUUAUUUGCAGGAAGUCACAGCAAAAACACUAACUGGAUUUGUCUGUGUUGUAUUUAAUAGGAAUAAAUGGUUAAUUGAGGAA
Carassius gibelio (silver crucian carp) is the source of this 2065-nucleotide messenger RNA. RefSeq names its product zinc finger and SCAN domain-containing protein 12-like. Gene Ontology annotation, biological process: regulation of transcription by RNA polymerase II. The record is from RefSeq and is a predicted model, not a curated record. Lineage: Eukaryota; Metazoa; Chordata; Actinopteri; Cypriniformes; Cyprinidae. Gene Ontology annotation, molecular function: DNA-binding transcription factor activity; RNA polymerase II cis-regulatory region sequence-specific DNA binding. The transcript has 3 exons. Bases 414 to 1646 code for a protein of 410 amino acids.